UUUGGCACCAGGCUCGGGCUCGCGAUGAAGAUCCUCCGAUGGCUCCUGAAGGGCCGGGGUUCAGCCCCCACCCUAACCCCGAAUCCGGCCCUCACCUCCACCCCGACGCCGGCCCCGGAUCCGGAUGCUGCUCCUAGACAGCUGGAGCAUUUCUCGAAGUUCUCGCCAUCGCCGCUGUCUAUGAAACAAUUCCUGGACUUCGGUACCAGAAACGGUUGUGAAAAGACCUCCUUCAUAUUUCUACGACAAGAACUUCCAGUACGGCUUUCGAAUAUCAUGAAGGAAAUCAGCCUACUUCCAGAUAAUUUGCUAGGAACUCCAUCUGUUCAAACUGUUCAAAGUUGGUAUGUGCAAAGUCUCACCGAUAUUCUGGAAUUUUUGGAUAAAAGCCCUGAUAGUUACAGAGUUUUGUCAGACUUUUCAGAUACACUGAUCAACAUUCGAAAUCGGCAUAAUGAUGUUGUCCCAACUAUGGCCCAGGGAGUCAUAGAAUAUAAAGAAACAUUUGGGGUGGAUCCCAUAGUUAAUCAAAACGUGCAAUACUUUUUAGACCGAUUCUAUUUGAGCCGAAUCUCUAUCCGCAUGCUCAUCAACCAGCACACCCUUGUUUUUGAUGGUCGAAGUAAUCCAGCCCAUCCCAAACACAUUGGUGGCAUAGACCCUAACUGCGAUGUGAUAAAAGUGGUGAAAGAUGCCAGUGAAAGUGCAAAAAUGCUUUGUGAUCAAUAUUAUUUGACUUCUCCUGAGAUCCUGAUUAAUCACUUCAAUGGAAAAGCCUCAGGGCAUCCUAUUCAAAUUGUCUAUGUUCCUUCCCAUUUGUACCAUAUGCUUUUUGAACUUUUUAAGAAUGCAAUGCGAGCUACAGUGGAGAGUAACGAAUCCAGUACUACUGUACCUCCUAUUAAAGUAAUGGUUGCUUUAGGAAAUGAAGACCUUACCAUUAAAAUUUCUGACAGAGGCGGUGGUGUCCCUCUCCGUAAAAUUGAUCGACUGUUCAGUUACAUGUAUUCCACAGCUCCCAAGCCAGUAGUACAGAAUCUCCAAACAGCUCCUCUGGCUGGCUUUGGAUAUGGUCUCCCUAUUUCACGCCUCUAUGCCAAGUAUUUUCAAGGAGACCUUAACCUGUACUCAAUGGAAGGACAUGGUACCGAUGCUGUUAUUUAUUUAAAGGCUUUAUCCACUGAUUCAGUGGAGCGGUUGCCUGUCUUCAAUAAGUCUGCUUGGAAGCAUUACAAAAGUAAGACUGAAGCAGAUGAUUGGUGUAUUCCCCGUAGUGAACCCAAGAACUUGUCCAAGUUCAGUCAUCACAUUUGAAGAAACAUAUUAUGAAGAGGAAGAUUAAAGCAAUGUUCACAAUCACACUGUGACCUUUCUGUGAUCAUGGUAUAGAAACGAAUGUUGGUGGCAUGCUAUAGACUGUCCUGACUUGUAUGAAACAUUCAAAUGUACCUCAUAUAGUUAUCAUCAUUCAAGUGCAUGAAUUAAGGAUUGCUUCCUGGACAAAAAGAAGCAACAAUUUGUGAAAUGAAUUCCAUAUUUACAGAAUGAGUAUGAGGAGGGAAACAUAAGAUCAACAUAUGUGGACAUGUGAUUUUUCUGGCAAUAUUGUGUACUUUUUGUGUCUGACUAAACUGGGAACUUGCCAUUGUGGGAGUUACAGGCUUGAACCAAUGCCUGGACUAGAACUCAAUAAUUUUGCAGAUGAUAGUAUUUCUUUCUUUCAGACGUUUGCUGAAUGCAACUUGGCUGCAGAGUGAUUACAUUUAAACAAUUGGUUCAUAUUCUGUAAACUACAUACAGACAUUCUGAAGUUGUGACAUGCUCAGUAUAAAUGCAGGUUCUUUCAUUUUGGUGGUGUCAAGUGUGCUUUGCUGUAUAUAGCCCUGUGUCACACCUGGCUAGGGGUUCUACAAGCAUGACUCUGUUUUGGGCAAGAGACAUGAAAAAUGUGAUUGAGUGAGGGCAAAAUAGUGACUUCUGGUAUGAAGGAGUCUCGGAAAUCAGAUGGUUUUAUCGCUUUUUCUUUGGACCUGCUUUGGGGCAACAUAAAUGAAAGGCAGAAUUAGGGAAAUUAUCAGUGUUUGUUUUAUUUUCUAUCUGCUGUUGAAUUCAGCUUUUACUUUCAUCCUACUCUUUGGACAUGAAACAAAGUAUGCAUGUAUGCAUUUGAAUAGAUCUGCUUAUUACUGGUUACCAGUGGUGCCUUGUCGAUAGUUAUAAAUUAUACUAAGCUGUAUUUGUAAACAAUCUGUGAAAAACUGAACAACUGGGUGUCAAUCUGCCAGUAUACCUUGAAUGUUCUUGAACUGAGAAGAUCUGUGAAAUUGAAAUGCAGAUGGACUGUGUAUUUUAAUAUGUGAAAUAAAUUUUUGAUAACUGUGCAUAA
Stegostoma tigrinum is the source of this 2386-nucleotide messenger RNA. It is a transcript of the gene pdk4, whose product is annotated as pyruvate dehydrogenase kinase, isozyme 4. NCBI's taxonomy places the organism in Eukaryota, Metazoa, Chordata, Chondrichthyes, Orectolobiformes, Stegostomatidae. Gene Ontology annotation, cellular component: mitochondrion. The coding region runs from base 25 to 1314 and encodes 429 amino acids. Gene Ontology annotation, molecular function: pyruvate dehydrogenase (acetyl-transferring) kinase activity. Gene Ontology annotation, biological process: regulation of glucose metabolic process; protein phosphorylation. The record is from RefSeq and is a predicted model, not a curated record. The transcript has 11 exons.